AAUGUGCUACAUUGAGACCUCAAAUCUAGAUGGAGAAACAAAUCUGAAGAUCAGACAGGGUCUACAGAUCACUGCGGAAAUCAAGGACAUUGACCGUCUAAUGCGUCUCUCUGGACGGAUGGAAUGUGAGAGUCCCAACAGACACCUAUAUGAGUUUGUGGGCAAUAUUCGCCUGGAUGGACACAGCACUGUACCACUCGGCCCUGAUCAGAUCUUGCUGAGAGGAGCACAACUCAGGAACACACAGUGGGUCCACGGUAUAGUGGUCUACACAGGACACGACACCAAACUCAUGCAGAACUCCACGUCCCCCCCUCUGAAGCUUUCCAACGUGGAGCGUAUCACCAACUUUCAGAUCCUCGCGCUUUUCGGCUGUCUCUUGGCCAUUUCGUUGGUCUGCUCCAUUGGUCAGACCAUCUGGAAGUACCAGUACGGCAAUGACGCCUGGUACAUGGACCUCAACUGUAAGAACCAGACCCCCUUUCCUUCUGUCAUGCUAGACUGCUUGCUAUGUGUGCUUCCAUUUUUUUUUUAUCGUCAGUAAUU
This is a messenger RNA of Sinocyclocheilus rhinocerous, 546 nucleotides long. Its product is annotated as probable phospholipid-transporting ATPase IA. Gene Ontology annotation, molecular function: ATPase-coupled intramembrane lipid carrier activity. NCBI's taxonomy places the organism in Eukaryota, Metazoa, Chordata, Actinopteri, Cypriniformes, Cyprinidae. Bases 2 to 544 code for a protein of 180 amino acids. The record is from RefSeq and is a predicted model, not a curated record. Gene Ontology annotation, cellular component: plasma membrane; trans-Golgi network. Gene Ontology annotation, biological process: phospholipid translocation. The transcript has 4 exons.